Molecule: messenger RNA, 342 nt
Organism: Penicillium angulare
Lineage: Eukaryota; Fungi; Ascomycota; Eurotiomycetes; Eurotiales; Aspergillaceae
Exons: 3
Coding region: 1-342 (113 amino acids)
Source: RefSeq, a predicted model, not a curated record
AUGUCUUCACAGAAACCCUCAACAACUUAUUUCUCGAAUGGCCGGGCCCUUUCAAAGGUGCCAUUCACGGUUCGUCUCACUCGCUUCUUCGAGGGCGUCUACGUCUUUCUCGGAUUAUAUUUCGUGAGCCUGUUCUCGCUUGACCCAUACGUCGCUGCCCGGAGCUCCCAGUUCAAUAUCCAUCGAUCGAAGACCUCAAAUCGUUCCGCUGGUGGUGGAAGCUCUAGCUCUUAUGGCCCUGGAGGGGGUGGUGGUGGCGGCGGCGGCGGUCCGGGUGGUCCAGGAAGACGCAUUGGACGGGUGGAUGAUGUCCGAGGACCGGAAUGUCGCAGCUGUCAAUGA